Messenger RNA from Fusarium verticillioides 7600, 641 nucleotides. RefSeq lists its product as hypothetical. The transcript is spliced from 3 exons. Gene Ontology annotation, cellular component: nucleus; cytosol. The coding region runs from base 182 to 430 and encodes 82 amino acids. Gene Ontology annotation, biological process: cellular heat acclimation. Gene Ontology annotation, molecular function: transcription corepressor activity. NCBI's taxonomy places the organism in Eukaryota, Fungi, Ascomycota, Sordariomycetes, Hypocreales, Nectriaceae. The record is from RefSeq and is a predicted model, not a curated record.
GGGGCAGUUCAGCAUCAUCAAACAAACCAGACACAACCACUAACGCACAUAUACACGCUCGCAAUACAAAGAUUGCACUUAAGAGACUACUUUAGUACCUCGGUGUCUCUCUAUACAGACCUCCAUUUCUCCAGUUUAGUUCUUUCGAUACCCCGUCCUUUCGUCCUCCUAUCACAAUAUCAUGAUGGCUAGCAACGAGCCGCAACCAGACCCCAUAGCCAACAGCAAGCCUGAAGAUCCUUCAGAUGAUGCUCGCGCCGAUGUCACAGCCGCUGUUGAAGAGCUCCUAAACUCUCUGUCUAAUAAAUUCGCUGGUGUCUCGUCAGAAAUCUUUGCGAAAAUGGAUGAGAUGUCCCGGAGGCUGGAUAAUCUGGAAGCAGCUCUCCAAGAGGGCAAGGCGAAAGAUGGAGGAUCAACCAAGUCCUCGUAAGAGUUAAUUCAAAUAAGGGAUACAGGGUAUUUAGGGUUUCUCAGUUGUUUCGAUUCAUCACAUGCCAAUAGAAGUGCUAAUAUGUCUCGUUACGAAUUUUAUCCUGUCGAGUCUAGUCAACGAAGUUCCAAAUACAUAAAACCCUUUGAUUCGUGACUUCCUUUCUGAUCUCAUUUAUCAUAAGGCGUACAUGGUUCUUUACAGUUCAUCC